Molecule: messenger RNA, 1240 nt
Organism: Salvia miltiorrhiza (redroot sage)
Lineage: Eukaryota; Viridiplantae; Streptophyta; Magnoliopsida; Lamiales; Lamiaceae
Product: universal stress protein PHOS32-like
Exons: 2
Coding region: 272-991 (239 amino acids)
Source: RefSeq, a predicted model, not a curated record
AGUCAACAACCUGGAAAAAGAAAAGAAAGAGUAAUCUAAAAAAGUCAACAAAGUGCAGGAAGAAAAUUAGAUAGACCGGAAGCAUCUGAUUUCUAUCCCUGACCUUUCUUGUUCGGGAGCUAAUCACAGUCGCCCGAAAACGCAAGAACGAGCCGAGUCAUCAAAUAUUCAAAAUCAACUCAUCCACCCCUGACCCCUUGUUUACAACCCUGAAAAACCCUAAUUCCAUCUUCCCCCAAAUCACACUCCACAGUUGAUACAAUUUUACUGCAUGGCAUCACCAGGCAAACCUCGGAAGGAAAACGACCGCCCGCCGGCCGCGAUUCUCCACCAGCCAGCUUCUCCUCGCUUCCCUUCCGGAACUCCCACCGCAGGCGCCCAGCGCAAGGUCGCCAUCGCAGUAGAUCUCAGUGAUGAGAGCGCCUACGCCGUCAAGUGGGCUGUUCAGAAUUACCUCCGGCCGGGCGACGCCGUCAUUCUCCUACACGUGCGCCCCACCUCCGUCCUGUACGGCGCUGAUUGGGGCGCCGUCGACGUCUCCGUCGACACCGCCGAUGAGAAAUCGCAGCAGAAACUGGAGGACGAUUUCGACAAUUUCACUACGAGCAAAGCGAAUGACUUGGCGCAGCCGUUGGUGGAGGCGUCUAUUCCGUUCAAGAUCCAUAUUGUGAAGGAUCAUGAUAUGAAGGAGAGGCUGUGCUUGGAGGUGGAGAGGCUAGGGCUAAGUGCGGUGAUCAUGGGGAGUAGGGGAUUCGGAGCGUCGAGGAGGAGUAGUAAAGGGAGGCUGGGGAGUGUGAGUGAUUAUUGCGUGCAUCACUGCGUGUGUCCCGUGGUCGUGGUGAGGUUUCCGGAUGAGAAAGAUGAUGUAAGUGGGGGUUCGGCGAAGCCACUGGACAAGGAUACCUCUGCUCUGCAUCCGGUGCCUGAGGAGGAGGAACCGCUCUUUCUUGAUGCUUCUGAUCAGAAUGCAGAUGUGGAGAAGACUUCUUGAGCUGAUGAUUGGAGAGGGUGGUGAGACGGUGAUCAUCAUGGAUACUUGUUUGUGUGAGAGGCUGUGUGCUUAUGUCAAGGUUUUUGCGUUCUGCUCGAAUGAUCAUCAUUGUUGAUGAGUUUCCUUGCUAUGUUAUAGAUCCUGAAAAUGGGGUCAUGCUAUCGAUGUGAUGUAAGUUAUCUUUCCGACUGCUCUUCGAGUUGCAUUUCAUCUUAAUGGAGAUUAUACUAAAACUAUCUCGUUUCUCUA